Tinamus guttatus (white-throated tinamou) is the source of this 611-nucleotide messenger RNA. NCBI's taxonomy places the organism in Eukaryota, Metazoa, Chordata, Aves, Tinamiformes, Tinamidae. The record is from RefSeq and is a predicted model, not a curated record.
CGUUCACUUGGCAAGAAGGUUAUUGCAGCUAGAAAAGCAAAACUCACUGCUUGUAAAAGAUCUGGAACAUCAGAAGGAACAAGUAACACAGAUUUCACAAGAGCUUGACAGAGCAAAUUCUUUGUUGAAUCAAGUGCAACAGCCAUACAAAUACCUGAUUGAAACAGUGCAACAGAGAGAUUCUCAAAUAAGUCUACAGAAAGAACAUAUUGCACAACUUGAAAAAGAUGUCAGCCUUUUAAAUAAAGAAAAGACAGCUUUGCUGCGUGUCAAGAAUCAAAUGGCUGCAGAUUUGGAGAAACUUCUAAAUCAUCGUGAGGAACUAGCAGUAAUGAAGCAGGUUUUAAUUAGACUACAAGGUAAAAGCUAUGAACAAAAUUUACUUCAGUCUCAUACUGAUGUAAAAAGUAUGACUACAAAAAGCAAAUCAAGCCCUUUGGUAAAACUGCUGCCAGAACAUGAAGAAGAAAAUGUGUUUACACCUAAGCCAACAUUAUUUACGAAUAAGGAGGCACCUAUCUGGUACAGGAAACUGCAACAGAAAACCUCAUCUUAGCACUUUUGCAAAAAUAUUCAAGAUAACUUUUGGGGGAAAUGUUCUUUGAAGAUAU